UGGGGGGCGGCGGGAGUGGGGCCCCGAUCGCAGCCAUUGGUUCCGAGGACCAGGAGGGGCGGAGGGACACCGCGAGGGCUGGGCAGAGCUCGCAGCCCCGGGCCCACUCGCGCUGCGCUCGCCACCCGUGCGCUCCGGCCGCGCUCUGUGUCCCUGUGCUCAGGAUUCCCGGGGACCGCUUUGCGGGCGCGAAUCGCUGAGACAGGGGCGCCGCCCCACCCGAAGCAACAAAGCCCGGCGCAGGUGGGCUCGCGUCGCGACCCGCAGGAUCUUCUGUCCCUUCCCUGGGAAUCGCCACUCGCACGCUGACCGCUGACUUUACGCCUAAUGAUGUCAGUGUGAGGCUUUUCACCAGUCUUCAAGUGGUUCCUGAUUCGGAGAAGUUUUUCCCAGCUUUCGUUCUCCAGCUGUGGUUUCCCCGAGUUCCUGUGAAAACCCAGCAAGUAACUGCACCAGCUAUCUUUCCCCUUUUCGGGUCUGAUGAGACGCUGAAAUCCUGCGCUUCCCAGCCGAGUCUCGAUGGACACCUGAUUCCCUGCUGCUGCCUUUGUUUAAAAAUCCAAAAGUUUUCUUGUGCUGAUUUCCCAGUCUAUCAUUUCUGCCGAGGCUACAUGCAAAAACAAUGCCCAUUCUGUCCUUCUUAACCCCUGCGUGAAAAUUUGACUUUAAGAUACCUGUUCAUUCCUCCGCCUUCAUAAACAUGUCUGAGCCUGACUCUUCAUCGGGAUUUGCAGGGAGUGUGGAGAAUGGAACUUUCCUUGAGCUGUUUCCCACAUCGCUGUCCACGUCGGUGGACCCGUCCUCCGGCCACCUGUCCAAUGUCUACAUCUAUGUGUCCAUAUUCCUCAGCCUAUUAGCAUUUCUGCUUUUGCUUUUAAUCAUUGCCCUCCAGAGGCUCAAAAAUAUCAUCUCCUCCAGCUCCUCCUACCCAGAGUACCCAAGUGAUGCUGGAAGUUCUUUCACCAACUUAGAAGUCUGUAGCAUUUCCUCCCAAAGGUCCACUUUUUCAAACCUUUCAUCCUGAAGAAAGUGGAAGAAUCCUAAAAGUGACAGCAGCAGCUUGAGCUUUCCCUUAUGGGGAGUGUUGAGUCACGAAAGAAAUGACCCCCUCCUUCCUUUUUGGUUUUUUUUUUUUUUUUUUUUUUCUCCUUCCAUGAUGCUUUUCACUCUUGAAUGGAGAAGCAGAUGCUGACAGAAGUGCGUGCAAACUUGGAGGUGUAGAAUUUCACACAGACCGCUUCACAGAUCCGGAGCUGGCUUCCUGGAGGUUGAUCAGCAUUUUGUUGUACGUUCACUGAAGGCUUUCUCAGUGAAUGCUGGGUAUGGGCUUUUGCACUUUAUUUCUCUUACAAAGCCACGAGAUCAACUGAGCUAGCAGAACCUGGCAAAAUUGAAAUAUUAAGAAGAUAUUUUCCAAACUUGAAAGAUAAAGCAGAGACACCAAAUUAAAAAAAGAAAAAGAGUGAGUCAAUCUAGAUUUAAUGUGUAACAUUUCUAAAAGUGGGGAGGGGGGAAUACACUAAAUGUUUUCUUUAAUUUCACUUUAACGAAUGAAAGUCACAUUUAUUGAUAGAUAUAUGUCAUUUAGAAAAGUUUUGGAAGAGUUUAAUUUUGAAUAGCAAGACAAAUACGUGUCACGAUGCAGUUUGUAAUGUAUCUCUGCCUCCUGGGCUUUUUCUUCUACUUACGUUGAAGUUCUCAUAGCCCUCAAUUGUGGAAUUCUUUGUGAUAAUCAUUAUUACUAAGAAAACUACCAGAAGAGACACCAAGAAUUUUUUAUUUUAUAUCUAUAGUUUCUGUCAGUGGGAAUUAAACAUAGGAAAAAUAUGCACUUAGUUGUAUUUUGUACAGUCAUAAAUCCUGGCAGUCACGUAUGUUCCUUUAUUCAGCUUCUUAGUCUUUAUAAUUUUAGUGCAGAAUUAUAUUAAGGCUCCGAGGUGUCAAAUGUUUGUUCAUUCACUUUAGGUUGCAAAACUUAGAGACUAAAUUGCUGAUAUACAUGUUUUUAUAUACCCUGUGAAUGUUAUAUGUCUCUGACAAUUAGUUAUUGUAUGUGAAUAGAAUAUUCUGCAUUAGGAUUCCAGGAUGUGAGCUUAUGUUAAAAUUCUAGACCCUCCAGUUGUCCCUGCUGGGAGCUUUAGUCAUGCCCGAGCUGCCACACUGUGACAAGUCAAGUACCUCUGAACUUGGAGGGGGAGGUCCUGAAAGUGAGGACAGACGGCACAGAAUGUGGAAGAAAUCAAGCUGCCCUGAAAAGCAAGACAGAGCAAACACUACAGCUUCUUAAGAGUAAGAAUCUUAAUUUAAUUUGAAAAAUAAAUGGCCCACAGCAUAAACACUGAACUUUAUCUGCGGAAGCCACUGCACCAACAUGCCAGCCUUCCCAUGGCAACCGAAUCACCCUUGGCUCAAAACAUUUAGCGAUCUGAAGUGGAGCUUCAACACAUCCUUGGGUUGGACAAUGCAGUCAGCACUCUACAGUCACAAGAAUGGGAAGAAGAAUCCACCAUUUUCCCGGGUCUGUCUUUGUCACUCUGAAAAGCUGAGAGAUUGAGGACUGGUAAUGAGGAUGAGAAGCUUCUUUCUUUCUGUUCUUUAUUUUAAAUUCAUAAGCUUCACUUUAAUCUAAACAUGUUUAACUACUCAGAUAUUCCAAACACCAUAGAACCUGCACAGUGUUGCUGCCCUAAAAUGUAUAAUCAGUGAAAAAUUUGCCUCUGCUGCCAUUUAAAGCAUUAUGUAGUUCAAAAUUUGGACUAGAGAAACUCUGCUAUUUUAGAUCAGUAGUAACAUUCUCUGAGUAUAUGUAUGUAUGUACAUGGAUGUGUAUAUAUAAAUAUAUAUGUAUUGUGUGCAUUCACACACACACACACACACACACACACACACACACACACACACUUUCAUAUGCUCCUAGUUGAAAGUUGUGUGAAAGCCACACAGGAGUACAGAGGCAUCUAUGAUGCCACUUUUUCUUUUCGAUUAUUCUUGUGUUAUUUUGUUGUUGAGAGGAAAAGUGACGUGGGUGAAGUGACUUUAAAAAAAUAAAAGGACACAUAUUCCACAGAACAGUAAAAUCUGAUUAUGAUCUCUCCUAAGGGGUAACUUUAUGGCCUUUCUUUCUGGAAGAGAUAUAAAGACUUCUGACAGCAAAAUUCCUUUAAAAAUCAAAUCAAAUCAAAUCUGCAAGUACAUUCCCACCCCUCUCCUGCCACACAAUUUCUUGCUCUCUGUGUUAAGUGGAGUAAUUAGGAGCAACAUUCAAAAUGGAAAAUAGGAUUUGUCAUUACUAGCUUGCCAAGGUAACAGAUUGUACAACUUGAGAUGAAUUUGUGUUGUUUAAGAAGUUCAGAAAGGUUGGAAGAUGGGUUUAUAAAUAAAGAAGU
Molecule: messenger RNA, 3386 nt
Organism: Sciurus carolinensis (gray squirrel)
Lineage: Eukaryota; Metazoa; Chordata; Mammalia; Rodentia; Sciuridae
Gene: Sertm1
Product: serine rich and transmembrane domain containing 1
Exons: 3
Coding region: 701-1024 (107 amino acids)
Cellular component (GO): intracellular membrane-bounded organelle
Source: RefSeq, a predicted model, not a curated record